GAGGGAAUGAUAUAAGAGAGGCAGCCACACAGGGAGAGGUGACAGAGUAGAUUAUCCUCCUCUCUGCGCCUCUCCUCUCUGCUCGCCUCAUCAUGUCCAUGCUGCAGAUGUUGACUGUCAUCUCUCUGAUUCUUAUCCUGCUGGCAUCUGUGGAAGGUAAUGGUGUACAGAUGCAGAGGGACGUCCAGUGCUGCAUACUGUACUCGCAGGGCAAGGUGCGUACCAAAGAUGUGCUGCGCUUCGAGGUGCAGACGGAGGGGCCCUACUGCAGCAUCAAUGCCAUCAUCCUUUACACAAAGAAGGCAGUGAAAUGCGCAGACCCCAGAGACCGAAAGGUGAAGAGGCUGCUAAGGAAACUCCUGCGGAGACUGAAGAGCAAGUGGGUCUUUCCUCGUGACAACCUUCCCGUCAUGUCGGAGGACAAGAAAAAUAACUGGGCAGUUCUCAGUGUGGAGUGAUGGAGCACCUUAAAAAAUGGAGGAAAACUCAGUCAUAAGCCAAGUAAACUUUCAGCGACUCCUUAUCUUUACACGGCAGAGCGCACUGACUCUCCAGUCCUCUGCUCUCUCUCUCUCUCUCUCUCUCUCUCUCUCUCUCUCUCUCUCUCUCUCUCUCUCUCUCUCUCUCCUCUCAAACCAUGCAGACCUGGGCAGCAAUACAUAUUUAAAUGGCUUAGAUAUUCAAACAUGAGCAGUGCUUGAAACUUUCCCAAGCACCCGACUGGAGUGGCGUCAGCAGAGGAGUCUCCACCUGUAAGAUACGCUAAAUUGAUUUUUUUUUUUAAUGGCUCAUACUGUUAUUUGCCCGAGUCUGCCUGAAAGUGUUUUUCCCUCGACAACAAUACAACGACUCGUGGCUGAUGUGAAGAAUCAGUGAAUAAGUUGUGAUUAAAAAUGAUGAACAAGCAGUGAUAUUAAUAUUGUAUAUCAACAAGAUACUCUAUGCUUAUUUGUGAUUUGUAUACCUUCUUUACCUAAUGUGUAAUGACAUUUCACACAAUACAGUAGAUGGGGUUUUGUCUCUGUGUAAAAUAUUCAGGAACAUAUCUCAAAUAUUGAUUUGCACGUUGUUCUGCACAAUCUAGGUCAGAGGUCAUCCUGAAUCUGACUGUUAGAGGGGAAAAUCCAAAAGGGAUCAGAGACGGGAUUAUAGCUGGAUUCGCUUUGUCUCCUAAGAGAGCGACUGUUCUUGGUGUUUUUUCCCUUCGCUAUAUUGACUGUUUGUAACCAUGGCAUACAACCUGAGUGAGCCUUCAGGCAUCUACUGGGGACAUGAGUGUCUGUCUGCAGUUUACAUUUGUCUUCUUCACCAGUAGUCUGUUUCUGAACUAUGCCAAAGUUAUUCCUGAUUAAAUCCACCACAUGGCCAGGCUGUUAAAACAUGGAGGGCUCAAUUGUGUGUGAAACACACAAGCAUUGUAUUGUAGAAGAAUGCACUGUAUGUUAGAAUAUAGUAUCUCAAGUGAAAUAUUUUAUAAAAUAAUCUAAAAUAACUUCAAA
Betta splendens (Siamese fighting fish) is the source of this 1499-nucleotide messenger RNA. It is a transcript of the gene ccl44, whose product is annotated as chemokine (C-C motif) ligand 44. The record is from RefSeq and is a predicted model, not a curated record. The coding region runs from base 93 to 458 and encodes 121 amino acids. Gene Ontology annotation, cellular component: extracellular region. Lineage: Eukaryota; Metazoa; Chordata; Actinopteri; Anabantiformes; Osphronemidae. Gene Ontology annotation, biological process: monocyte chemotaxis; chemokine-mediated signaling pathway; lymphocyte chemotaxis. The transcript has 5 exons. Gene Ontology annotation, molecular function: chemokine activity; CCR chemokine receptor binding.